AUGUCUAAGAUUGUUGACAAAAAGUUACUGGAAUUAACUGGGAAAAUAAAAGCAUUGAACUUUGCGAUCAAAAAGUCUGACGAAGUUAUUGAUUCUACUAAAACCGAGGUUUUAACGCGACAAAUUAGUUCAAUAACGAACCAAAUUCAAGCAAUAUAUGCCUUAAAGGAGGAAAUAGAGGAGAUCAAAUUUACCGACAACGAUUCUGAGGAAAAUAUACAAAACUGGGCUGAGGAAAUCGAGUCGAGAAUUAGCGAAGCAGAUAACAAAGUAAGUGAAAUACGAGAGCGUUUGAAUGGGAUUAAAGAAACAGAGAGAGCAGCAGCCGAAGAAACCGAACGUGUUGCCAUAGAUAUCAAAAGACAAAAAUAACUUGAAUUCGAGAAACAAAAGUUCGAGCUAGAACAAGCAGCGAAGGAUGAAGAACAAAAGCGGGAAUUGAAGCACAAAACUGAAUUGUCAUCAGAAAUCAAUCGAGACAUCAGCGAAAGAACAAGAAAAAUCAACGUCUAUUAAAUUACCUGUGACAAAAUUUAAUGGAAAUUUUGAAAAUUGGCUCCCGUUUUGGAAUACAUUUGAGGCAGAAAUCGAUAAAUCUGACGUGCCUUCCGUGACCAAAUUUGCGUUUUUGAAAGAAUGGUUAGAGCCAAAAGUUAGAGCAGAAAUAGAAGGAUUACCUUUUACCUCAGAAGGAUAUCAAAGAAAUUAAAGUAGAUUUGGUGAGAGGAAAUGAGGGCUGGCAAGAUUGGGACCUUACACGCCUUAUCGUGGAGCUAAAGAAAUGGAGAGACAUUAAUCCAGUUGAUGAAAGCGGGAAUACCAAGAAACAACGUAAGUCUGGAUUUUAUUAUGCAAAGGACGGUGAUCGUCGUAAACGAGCAUGCGUUUAUUGUGAUGCUGAAACCCACAAUUCGAAGGAUUGCUUGACU
Messenger RNA from Paramuricea clavata, 929 nucleotides. The record is from the annotation of a GenBank genome assembly. NCBI's taxonomy places the organism in Eukaryota, Metazoa, Cnidaria, Anthozoa, Malacalcyonacea, Plexauridae.